Molecule: messenger RNA, 2490 nt
Organism: Trichomonas vaginalis G3
Lineage: Eukaryota; Parabasalia; Trichomonadida; Trichomonadidae
Exons: 1
Coding region: 1-2490 (829 amino acids)
Source: RefSeq, a predicted model, not a curated record
AUGUCUGAAGGAUACGAGCCUCCAUGGUGGUUCCCUAUUUCUACGGCUAUGGCGAUGCGUCAUGUUGCAGAAACUGAAAUGAAUUUAGAGAAUUUCGAAAAUUACUUGAUGUUAAGAAUGAAUCAUGAUCCAGAAGAACUGAUAGAAGUUGUUCGAUUCCUUGGUAUAUUCAAAUCACAGCGAAAACGCUUAACUUUGAUGCUUUCUAUGUUCAAAUGUAAUUCAAUUUACUAUAAUUACCAGUUUUACGUGUUUAAGAGAGUAUUUACUGCUCAUGAAUGCGGAUGUCCUAAAUUCUAUCAAGAGAACUUGGAUAAGUUGCAUAGAGAAUUCUUAGUUGGCUUAACUUUGUUUUGGAAAGCACGUGAAAACAAUGAAAAAAUCAAAGCAUUCAUUUAUGCAACGAAAACUGCUUUCACACAUAUAGAAAUGAUUAACUUAGUUAACUAUUUAGUUUAUGUUUAUCAUUAUGACUAUUUAUGUCAUCAAUCUUAUUCAGAAAUUUUGUUAGUUGCUCAAGGGGAACCAAGAAAAAGUUAUUUAUACAGAAGAUUUGCGAACAUUUUAAGAGAUAGUCCUAAUUCUGUUCCUGACUUCAUCUUCAAGAAAAUCGAACAAUACUAUCCUCUUUCUCAUGAAAUGUUCCAAAACGAAGUUUCUAAAAGUGAAGACACUUUUUCAAGAGGUUCAGGAAGUUCGAAAACAAAUGGAUAUUCUCAAUUGCGAUUUCAUAUUGAUGAAUCAACAAUUUAUAGAGAAGAUGACAAAGAUAACUCGAAUAUUGCAAUGAUGGUUAUAAAAUCAAAGAGAUUUAAAGCAUUAGGAUUGAUAACUGCUUUCGUAAUUUCUUUGAUUUGGGCAUGUUUAUAUUCGGAUAAAACAAUGAGAUUACAAGAUAAACGAGACAAAUCAAUUAUGAACAUCAAAAAUUUAGUUUCAGAGACAAUUGACACUAGUACUAAAUUAAGUGCAGGAUUAAUCAUGCAACCUAUAUUAAUCAAAUACAAAAAUGAGAUAAAAGAUCCUGAAAAAUGCAAAGAAAUAUUACCAAUGAUAUAUGAAGACAUAAAAGAAUAUUUGGGUUAUGUCAACAAAAAUUAUCAGUUUUUCACAAAAUCUCUUUGUUAUUAUUCGGAGUAUAUUGCGAAAUCUGAUUGUAGAACAUUGUCAAACUCUUCAAAAGUGAUUGUAGAAACACUUAAUCUUAUCAACAAAAACUAUCAAUAUUUCGAUCAAAAUAUUUCAACAAUUUUUAAUAUCAAUUUUUCAAAAGUUCAUUUGAAAUUGUCACUUUUACUUUUGUUACUUUCAUUUGUUGGUGGAUUUAUAUCAUUAACAUUAACAUUCUUUAAUGUCAACUAUUCAUUAAAGAACAUUCCAAAAGAGGCUUAUCAAUUCCUGGCUUCAAAUGAAAGAUUAAGUUUAAUGUUGUUGAAAAAAUCUUUGGAAAUGUGCGAUUUAUUCCAAUUGAUUUUUCCUCGGAAUGAUAAAAAUGAUAUUCCUAAACCAAUCAUUAAACCACCAAGUAUUAAUACCCAGAACUUGAAAGAGAGAAGGACAUUGAAUGUUAUCAAAGCAUCUGCAAGAAAACACAUUUCUAUAUCUCCUUGUACACCUCAUGUUAGUUUGAAAGAUGCAAAAGUUCGUGUGAGUUUUUUGGGAGCUGAUCAAAUGUUGAGUCCUGCAACAUUCGCAUUGAUGUCUCCUUUCGUUAGUUCUUCAACACCUCCUACAGCUUUGAAUGCUUCUAAUUCGAGUUUCCUUUGUUCGAGUAAUUCAAGUAAUACAAGUGCAAGUGCAAGCGAAGUUGAAGAUGAUUUUAGUGAUUCUUCCAUAUUCGAGAACUCAGCAAAUGAAGCAACAAGUCCUCCAAAUGAAUUAACCAUUCCUGCUGAUUCAGUAAACACCAUGGAAUUAGUUACAAAAACAAUAGAAAACACUAAAAGUAACUACAAAAUAUUGAACGUCAAUUUACUUUUGAUGUUCAUUUUCCCAUGGUUAAUGACAUAUUUAAUUGUUUUGUAUUCAGGAAUUGUCAUCAAUUUCCAACAGAACAAGAACUUGGAGUUCAUGAACAACAUCUACAAAGACAUAAAAGAAUUUCAUAUCCUUCCAGAAAAGAUGUACAAACUAUAUAUGAAUGAAUCGAAUUACAUCAAAAACACAAAGAAAAUGAUAAAACAAUUAUCAAAACAUUCGAGAAACCUUCCAAAUUUAGUUGAAAAUGCUGAUGUUGUUUUAUCAUUUUCUUUGACUGGAUGGUUGAGUUGGUCUAUCUUUGCUUAUGUUCUAUGGAUUAUAUUAGGAUGCGCGAUGUAUCAUAUUGAACAAUCAUUAGAUGAAGGUUAUGAUUCCCUGUUUCAUUUCCCGACAUCUUAUAUCGAUGACAUCAAACAAGAAAAAGACUCUGCUCCUCAAGAACUAUCUGCUGAUAAUAUCUUAGAAAUAUAUAUGUCUUUCAAGCCUGGAUCGAUCGCUGCGAACGCGUGA